Clonostachys byssicola is the source of this 3324-nucleotide messenger RNA. Lineage: Eukaryota; Fungi; Ascomycota; Sordariomycetes; Hypocreales; Bionectriaceae. The record is from the annotation of a GenBank genome assembly.
AUGUAUGAUGUUCAGCAGCUGUCACUCUUGACCUUAGAGCUCUUUAGAACAUCAGUCCCAAGUCUCGAUUCGGAGGUCAGCAGAAUCGAGCGUGCUGCCACUGCUGAAGCUCCAGCUCUGCGAAAAAAACCAGUCCCGAUCAACACCAAGGGUGCUUCCCUUACCCAGGCACCGCCCCAAAAUGGCAACGAGUUUUCGUCACAAGGGGAUAUUGGUUUUGAUAUUUCCAAUAAUGUAGACAUAAUCAAGGAUAAUGGCGAGAAGCUCUUCUAUUGCGACUUCCCCCCGAAGAAGCGGGCCAUUAGCACUCCGUCACCGAGUAUAGAAUAUGAGAUUAACAGCCUGAUCCAUGAUGUCCAAACAGCUCUGAAAGAGGCCCGGAUCAAAUGCACUUUAAACUCUCCAGGGAGUUUCAUUCCCCGAGACAGAUUCGAAGAGAUCUUGACACCCGAAAAGGUUUACCUGAUUAUCCACAAUUUAAAGUGCUAUGGCGAGGUUCAGGACAAGCAUGCUGUGGCGCAAGAUAUUUGCUUUGGGGACGAGAGAGGCGCGCCACGAUUAAGGAUAUUUGCCAUUUUAUUAUUGAUGGACAGGUCUGAAGAUAUCAUCAAGUUCAUCGAGGAUGGAGUGUGCGACAAUUGCGUUUUACUGACAGGUUGGCCAACUUCAUGUUCCAUUCAUGGCCGACAUAACGUGCUAGAGCAUUACAUGCCCGAAGAUCUCGAAAUAUUCAUAGGUUGGCGUUGCAUUUUUUCAGCACCAUAUAUCAAGAUUCGGAGAAAUAUGCAUUCCCACUACAUUUUACAGCAUGGACAUUGCCUGCCGAUGAAAGUUUGCACAGUUUUCUCGAAUGAUACCGAAGAACGUGUAGCCCAAAAAGGAGGAUUCAGCAAAGUUUACAAGGUUCAAAUCCCCAAUUCGCAGUACAACGACGAACUGGACGAUCGACAUGAUCGUUGCUUCGCCCUCAAAGAGUUGACCUCCGAAUCUGGUCAACGAGAGGCAUUCAGAGCUGAACUUGAAUUUUCGUUAUAUUUGUCCCACCUAGGCGGAGAGAAGAAACAUUUGAAUAGGCUUCUUGCAUCCUUUGAACGACAUAUAAAAGGAGGCCACUCAAGAUAUUAUUUUCUUUUCGACUGGGCGGAUGGGGACUUGAACCAAUUCUGGAAAUCGAACGAGGCAUCUAGAUUGGAUACCAAUCAUGAAGUCUGGAUGGCAGAGCAGAUGAGUGGGCUCAUAGAAGCUUUGAAACUCAUUCAUAAUGAUAGACCGUGGUUUGGUUGGCAGGAGAACCGCCCGGAACAUGACCUAUCCGAUUUCAGACAUAUGUAUGGCAGGCACGGAGACCUCAAGCCAGAGAAUAUCCUCUUCUUCCAGAGCCCGGGUGGCAAGAGCGACCUGGUUCUUGCAGAUUUCGGCCUCGGAAAACUUCACUCGAAAGUCUCACAGCGUGGGGAAGAUCCAAGAACCUUGGCAAGAACAGAAACAUACCGACCGCCUGAAUUUGACCUACCAGAUCGGUUGAUAACACCUGCUGCAGACAUCUGGAGUCUGGGAUGUGUGUUUCUCGAAUAUGUUUCCUGGUACCUUCGAGAGGCUAACGUGAUCGAGGCCGAAUUCUCCCAGGAAAGAUUACCAAGGGACUCCAACAUAGUGUCGACAGAGCCCUUUUUCAGUAUCGAAAAAGGAGAGAAUGAACGUGAUCGAGCUAUUUUGAAACCUACAGUCAGGCUAUGGAUCCGCCGGCUAAAGGAAAAUGGUAAUACCACGGCAUAUCUGAAGCAAAUACUGGAUAUCAUUGAGCAUGAAAUGCUUGAUUUAGAUGCUACAUCACGAAUUAAAGCCACUGCAUUAAGCAAAAAAUUCAAGAACCUCGUCGAUAUUCUUAUUCAGCGCCGAAUGAACAACGAACCGGCGGAUGACAGCUCGUCCUCGCUAUUUAGACAGGUGUGCAGAGAGAAAGUUCGCGUUGAUAGCAUCAAUCAACAACUUCGACAAAUGCUGUUCGACGCCAAUAGGACCAUCGCAGACCAAAAGUCUGAGCUCGUCGAAGUACGGAGCGAGAGAGAUCAUCACAAAGAAGUUGUUCGUCGAACGAAGGAGUAUAACAACGCUCUUCUUGCGGUAAACGAGAGCUUGGUAGAGGAAUUCACAGACCUCCAAGAUAAGUAUGAUGGUCUGGUUUCUAGAUUCGACAUGCGAAUACUCCCGACACCAACAGACAGUACCAGAUCAUUGACACUGAGCCGAAGGGGAGCUUCUGGCGCUAACAUCAAGAAAAAGUCCCGGGGACAUGAUGCACUCCCUCUCGCUGAUGAUGGAGAUCACCAAAACCAAUAUGAUGGUCUUGUUGCCAAAUACAGAACAUCACUUCCUACACCACCUCACAGCGAAGCCUCAUCGACAUCACGUCAAAGCAGAGUUUCUAGCUUUAGCACAAGCCGGGAUCACUGGGAGGAUCGGGAGAGAUUUCGCCAAGAGCACCGUCGUGAACGUCGAAGUCAUAGUCAGGAAAAGGAAAGGUUGGCUAGGCGGUUUGAGAAGCACGACAGCAAAAUCAACCAAUUACACGCUUCGGCUCGCCGUAACAGUGUUGUUGGUUCCAAACGCAGCACUUCCUUAUUCUACUCUACGCUGCCCCUUUUUGUUGAGAAUAUCCUCCAGCGCCUUCCAAGCGCUUUCAAAGAGUCCCCAGUUCCAGAUGGCAUGGUGCGAAUGAGGUGGAAAUGUACCUGUGGGGUUGAGUUUUUCGAUGAUGUUUUUGACAAUGACAUCCCCUGGACCGACUCAGGAGCGCAAAAAUUUCAGAAGAAAAGUAGAAUUAGUACGAGACAGGCUAUCAACCAAACUACCCAGGCCAUCUUAUCACUUGGCCGCUCACUCUCUGGAGCAGUUCGGAAAAUCAUCUCAAUAUCUGGACCCAUUCUACCUACCAAGAAUCCAGCACCAUCUAGCAACACGCAGAGUACAACAACAAAUCCAUCAGCGACGUUAGGUUCCGUCCCCGCAGACCAUCUGUUACUCUGCGUUGAAAAGAGCCUUAAUGAGACGAUCUUGAUUCAAAAUGAGCUAAAUACAAUCAAAACAGAUCGGCAACUGUUUCAAUUCUUACACUCUGCCUAUUUCGAGACAUUCAUCCUCAUCAUCUUUCUUGCUCUGCCAGCUGCAUAUGUCUCCCGCCGUGUGACAGGAUCGAUAAUGAAUACCGGUGUGGUCCAGCACCACAUCAACGGCCUGAAACCACGCCCGUCAUUGCUUCGAGUCGUCUUACACAUUUCCUCAAGUCUCCCAAUUGCAUUGACUCAAAACAAAAGAGCAUACUGA